Messenger RNA from Pygocentrus nattereri (red-bellied piranha), 947 nucleotides. It is a transcript of the gene crybb3, whose product is annotated as crystallin, beta B3. Lineage: Eukaryota; Metazoa; Chordata; Actinopteri; Characiformes; Serrasalmidae. Bases 120 to 836 code for a protein of 238 amino acids. The transcript is spliced from 6 exons. The record is from RefSeq and is a predicted model, not a curated record. Gene Ontology annotation, biological process: lens development in camera-type eye; visual perception. Gene Ontology annotation, molecular function: structural constituent of eye lens.
CUCUCUUCCACACAUCAAACUAGAGAAAAAUUGUGCUGGUUAGAGCCAAGUUACAAACAGAAUUUAGUUGCUCCUUGAUUUUUUUCAGUGUGUUCAUUGGUUUGAUUAGCACUGGAAGUAUGUCAGAUCAAGGUGCCCCUGAGCAGCUGGCUGCAGGAAAGAGCCAGGGAGGAGUUGGGGUGUCCUACAAGAUUGUUUUGUAUGAGUACGAGAACUUCCAGGGAAAGAAAGCAGAGCUGUCUGCAGAGUGUAAAGAUGUUAAUGAGAAGAAUCUGGAAAAAGUUGGCUCAGUUGUGGUGGAUUCUGGACCAUGGGUGGCAUUUGACCAGCAUGGCUUUGCAGGGGAGCAGUUUGUUUUGGAGAAAGGAGAAUAUCCUCGUUGGACCACCUGGACUAACAGCCAGAACAGCUAUUGUCUAUUAUCUCUCAGACCACUAAGAGUGGAUGGUGCAGAUCACAAACUACAUCUGUUUGAGAAUGGAGGCUUUACUGGGAGAAAGAUGGAAAUUAUUGAUGAUGAUGUUCCAAGUCUGUGGGCUCAUGGUUUUCAGGAUCGUGUGGCCAGUGUGAAAGCACUGAAUGGAACGUGGGUGGGCUACAUGUACCCUGGUUACCGGGGACAGCAGUAUGUGUUUGAACAUGGUGACUACAAGCACUGGAAUGACUGGGGAGCUACAAUGCCACAGGUGCAGUCUGUGCGGCGUGUACGAGACAUGCAGUGGCACAAACGAGGAUGCUUCACUGCUCUUGAGCCUACUCCUAAUCCUAAUCCUAACCCUAUCCCUAACCCAACACCUCCUCCCCCAGCCCCACCAGCUGCAGCUGCCAGCAGCUGAAGGAGAUCAUGCAGCUCCUUCCAUGGUAACUGCCUUUGCUCAAAUGGCUGCUAAGAAAACACAAAAAAAUUAAAUAACUGCCAUUUUCCUUGUCUAUCUGUUACUUAAAAU